GGAGUCUUCGUAGUGACGGGCCGGCGGUCUGUCGCAGACUCAGCUGACAGACUCUCUCUCAUACUUUCUUUUCUCCAGAAAGAAGUCCAGAUCGGGAUCAGCGGCGACCAUGACCAUAUAUCAGGUGAAGCAUUCGAUCCACAUCGCCCACCUCGGAAAGGCGUGCCGAUAUUUCAGUUGAACAUUACGAGUUGCACCACUGUGUUGUUCGUGAGACGAUUACGUGAGUUCCGCGUACGAAGCUAUUGCGGACGGACGGUUUUAUAUUUCUGUUUAUUCUUGUUAACUCGCGCAAAUCGAUGGCCAUCGAGUUACGGCGACGUUACGUCUCCACGGAAUAUUGAAUUUGUCCUGAUAACGCGUUUGUUGAGCGAUUUCUUCGUUGCGAGAACGGACAGCAACCUCGGACGGACAGUCGGCUGAAGUCGGGAUCGAAUGUGAUCUAGUCUAGUUGGUCAAGGGGCUUAUAAAUCUGAAUGGAUACGUCGUCGCUUCUAAAAACCUGUGGCUUACCUGCAUUAUGGCUUCUGCUCCUGUUAUCGCCUGCCGUUUUUGCCUCCUACAGUAUUGGCGUCGGGAUAGCCGACAGUACAGGACCGACCGCAGAGAUUGCCUUUAUGGGAUACGCGAAAUUGGAUCAGAAGGGUAGCGGUCUUCAUCUACGGACAUACGCCAGAGCUUUUAUAAUUGAUGAUGGUACGGAAAGAUUCGUGUUUGUCAGCGUUGAUUGUGGAAUGAUAGGAAAUGACAUUCGGCAAGAGGUACUGCGCAAAUUACGGGGCCAAUUUGGCGACACGUACACAGAGAAGAAUGUGAUGAUUAGCGGCACGCACACUCACUCCAGUCCCGGUGGUUUUAUGCUCGAUAUGCUUUUUGACUUGACCGCAUUCGGUUUUAUGAGGGAAACAUUCAAUGCCAUUGUCCAUGGCAUAACAAAAAGCAUCGAACGUGCUCACGAAGCCGUUGUGCCUGGAAGAAUCUUCAUUGCUCAUGGUCAAGUUUUAGGCGUCAAUAUUAACAGGAGUCCGCAGGCAUAUCUUAAUAAUCCGAAAUCAGAAAGAGAUAAAUAUGAGCAUGACGUGGACAAAGCACUGACACAAAUACAAUUCAUCGGUGCUGACGACAAGCCUCUGGGUGUUAUAAAUUGGUUCGCUGUGCAUCCAACUAGCAUGAACAAUACCAAUCACUUAGUCUCCAGUGACAACGUGGGUUAUGCCUCGAUCCUAUUUGAGAAAAUGAUGAAUAAUAACGCUACAAUCGGCAAGGGUCCCUUUGUAGCAGCCUUUGCAUCGAGCAAUCUCGGUGACGUUUCACCAAAUACACGUGGUCCAAAGUGCGAAUUCUCUGGACAAAACUGCUCCGAUCAAUACACAUGUCCCGGAAAGAAUGAGAUGUGCUUCGCUUCCGGUCCUGGCAAAGAUAUGUUCGACAGCACCAGUAUUAUUGCCCACAAGCUUUAUCAGGAGUCUGCGAAAUUAUGGCAAAACGGCGAAACGACGGAGAUCGUUGGACCGGUGCGAGUAGUUCACCGAUACGUCAACAUGCCAGAGCAAAGCGCAGAAUUCUACAACGAGACCACAGGUCAUGUGGAAGAGGUUCACGGUUGCGUGCCAGCAAUGGGCUAUAGCUUCGCAGCCGGCACCACCGACGGACCCGGUUCCUUCGCUUUCGAACAGGGCACAACCACGUCGAAUCCUCUUUGGAAUGCCGUGCGCAACUUGGUGGCCAAGCCGACGGCUGAAGAUAUUCGUUGCCAGGGUGCGAAGCCUAUUCUGUUGGCCACCGGUCGGAUCAAACUUCCUUACCAAUGGCAGCCAAAGAUCGUUUCGACCCAAGUCGCCGUAAUCGGGAAUGUUGUUGUCGCCGGUGUGCCCGGUGAAUUCACGACAAUGUCCGGAAGAAGAUUGCGAGAAGCCAUCAAGAAAGUCAUGAACGAUACGCUCAACAGCGAAACCUCCGUAAUAGUCGCGGGACUCUGCAAUACUUACAGUGAUUACAUAACUACGCCCGAGGAAUAUCAGAUACAGAGGUACGAGGGCGCAUCGACGAUAUACGGCCCGCACACACUUACAAUCUAUUUGAAGCAGUAUCAAGAGUUGAUGCAAGCGGCCGUUCAAAGAAAGGAGCUGCUACCAGGGCCACAACCACCGGAGCUUUUACAUAGCAAUCUGAUUAGUCUUGUACCGCCUGUGCUGUACGACACCCCGAAAUGGGGGCGCAACUUUGGCGAUAUCAUCCAACAGUCGCGACAAGUCGUGUGGCCCGGUGAGACGAUUACGGCGACCUUUGUCGCCGGCCACCCCCGAAACAAUCUCAUGACGGACAAUACGUUUUUGACCGUGGAGCGAUUAGGAGACGACGAAGUUUGGAUACCGAUUGCCACGGACGCCGAUUGGGAGACUAAAUUUCAAUGGACGAGAACUUCCGUAAUAUUGGGAUCCAGUGAGGUGACCAUUACGUGGGAAAUACCGCAGGACAUUACUCCGGGCGAAUAUCGCAUCAGACAUAAUGGUUAUUAUCGCUACAUCCUCGGUGGCGUAUAUCCCUACUACGGUACCAGCGAUCCUUUCAGAGUGGAAGUUCCUAUACACAAUAUCCGUAGGCAUCGUUACUAUGGAUAACCAGCUGGUGCCGCGCUUUCUUAGUCGACAAGGAAAUCAUUACGCUUAACCGACGCUCCACGGUAUAAUCGAUGAGAAAUACAUAAGUGUUCCAUAUAUCCUAUUCCAUCAAACAGCGGAAAGAAACAUUCAACGCGUAAACAUGAAAUAAUCCUGCUCCAUCUUUUCGCGCUUAUGUACAGGGUGUUGCAUUCAUAUACACGUCAGUACGACGGGUUGCAUAUGCCUUUCGCUGACAGACCCACGAAUGAACAUUCCGCCAAGGCGAAUUGAGAUCGCGUACGUCGUACUUGUAUGUAAGUGCAACACCCUAUACCGUACAGCAUCUAUGGUAAUGCGCAAUAGCGUGUGUGCUCUUUUUCUCCUCAAAUCAAUAUAUUCCUCCGAAUCUAAUGACGUCACGUGACACUAUCGAAAUUGUAGGUGCAAUGUACUUUUUCAAAUAACGUACAACUUGCUCUAAGCUGAAAUAUAAAAUUUGUUUCAAAACUUGGUUCAGAGAGUAUCGCUGUCGUCAAAGUGCUGACUUUGUUUGGAAAAUGGUUUAUACACAAUAAAGUUGAGAACUCGCCAAGCUAUCAAAAUUGAGAAUCAUUGCUCUGUGUAAUAGUCAGUAAUUAUAGUGCUAAUUAUUAUUAGUAAUAGUAAUUAUCGUCAUUUAUUAUCGUUUAUUAUUCUUAAUAUAUAUUCUUUGUUAUAUUAUUAACGCGUAAGAGAAUUCGAAUGAUUCUUAAUUUUGACAGUUUAGUGAGCUCCCAACUUCAUUGUGUAUAAAUCGUUUUGUUAGCCACUGUUCAUAUAUACCUAGCUACAUGCAACUCAGUCGAUUAAGUGUAGCAACAUUUCUCCGUGAUAAAUCCGUGUAACAUCUAUCCCAACAUAUUCUACAGGAAAAUAUAUCUCCUGAGAAUUACUAAAAAAGAAAACAUUCUCCUAUUGGUUACGCACGAGAAAGUAUUGCAACCUUUCAAUCAGCUGACUAUACACUCAGUUGCAUUGAUGUUAUACUAUUCACCACAUCAAUAAUCACUAGAAAGUUUUAACCAGCCGUGUCCGUUUCUAGCUGAUUGUUUUUCAUGACUGUUUGACAGCUUGACGUUUCAUACAUACAUAUUUUUAUCAAAAGAUUAUCCGCUCAUGUGUGAGAGUACAACUUCAAGCCGUUAAUCACGGCAUAUAUCAAUACGAUCCUCUUGAAUCGUGUUUUGUUCUAUUUGAUCGUACAUCGUGCACUAGUUUUAUCAUGUUUUAUCUUUUUAAUCUUUUGUAAAUAAUAAAAAUAAAUAAUAAUGCGAA
Odontomachus brunneus is the source of this 3917-nucleotide messenger RNA. It is a transcript of the gene CDase, whose product is annotated as neutral ceramidase. The record is from RefSeq and is a predicted model, not a curated record. Gene Ontology annotation, molecular function: N-acylsphingosine amidohydrolase activity. The coding region runs from base 477 to 2621 and encodes 714 amino acids. Gene Ontology annotation, cellular component: extracellular region. The transcript is spliced from 15 exons. NCBI's taxonomy places the organism in Eukaryota, Metazoa, Arthropoda, Insecta, Hymenoptera, Formicidae. Gene Ontology annotation, biological process: ceramide catabolic process; sphingosine biosynthetic process; long-chain fatty acid biosynthetic process.